UUGACAGACGAACACGUGUUUCCUUGGGAUGCGAGGGGAAACGGAAAAGAGAGACCAUGCAGCCUUUUACAGAGAACAUUGACAAGCUGAGAGGUAAACAGGAAAGUCUUGCAUUCUGGCAGAGACGUCGUCGAUUCCUGGCCGUCCACUGGAACAAGUUCCCGGUGGAGGAGCUCAAUAACCUGUCCUACUGCUACAGUAGUGUGAUGGUCUACAGCUGCCGGUACUCUCCCGAGAUCAUGAACAGGCUCUACGACUUAGCGAUGGAGGUGGCCAGUCAUCAGCAGAAAGAAGGCAAGAGAAAUGCCAGGUGUCCGCAGGAAAUCCAGGAGAAAUGGGAGCUAGCUAUGACCGAACCAGACACUUUUGGGAGGAUUAUGUUGAACACUGGAGAGGAUCCAACAAUAGAAUGGACAGAAAAUGAAGAGGAGGAUGAUGGUGGCCAAAAGUCAACAGAUGUUGAGAGGAAAGGCCAAAUAUGCUGUUCUGUGCAAAGUACACCACAUACAGUGUCAAAUGUGGAACUGAAGACUCAGAUUGGCAAAGCUCCCAAUAAAAUUCAGCAGUUCCCUGCAAAAGCUGAUCCAUGCUUGCAGAGAAAUCAUGAAGAGAAUCUGCUUAUCAAUCUAAAUGAAAGUGUAACAUUUGUGUCGACUGAUCCUUUGAAAUUGAAGAUUGACACACAAACCAACCCUCUCAUGAGAACCAUGGUACAGCAAAAAAAUGCUUGGCAACAGAAUACUGGUGUAUAUGAAAGAAGUCCACAAGACAACAAUUAUAACAAGGAAACCUUAUCUACAAAAACAAAUUCUCCACAUCAAAGAGUAACGCCCAGUGGAAAGAAUAAGUUGAAAACUCCGGUGUUAUAUCAUUCUCCCCAAGCCUACCAAAUGCAUUGUGAUCUGCCCAAACAAAAAUGUACAGUGAACACUGCAAGCUUCCUAAACAGACACUGUAUGGUGGAACGGUCACCUGAUAGAAGCUUAAUCUGGCAUCCACUGAUUCAGACAGGAGUGAAAGAGAAGAUACAGGCAAAGGAACCUCUAGGAGUAGAUGGAAUGUACAAAUGCAUUGACAAAAAACCAACUGGGUCAUUUACUGGUAUACAAAAUAAGGCAGAGAGACCACAUCCUUCAACCCCUGUAACUGCAUCCAGUAAAAUACAGCAAGCAGAUUUGGGGAGAAAGGAGAAAGUGGUGACAUUUAGAACACAACCCACUCUUAAUAAAAGCUCUGGUAAGAAAGUGUGUGUGAAAAAAGAGUGUGUCGAUGGUGUUGUAAAGGCACCUAAUGCAUUGACAAAAAAGGGUUCCUCGUUUGAAAACACGAAGUUCAGAGAGUUUCACCAAAAGAGAAAUCAUUCGGUACAUGUGCUCAACAAUCAACACUCAACACCACAGACUCAAUUUCAAAGCAGAUUUUAUCACAAUGAAUAUGUGACACUAAGGCAAAGAGAUCAAAGCAAAUUAAGUGCAGCAUCAAAGCCACAUCCAAAGGCUCUUCAAGGUGAAAUGUGCAGGAAAGGACUUCUUAGUGAUAGAGGCCAUUCAGAAUCUCGGGCUAGAGAAAAAGAUCUGAAAUUGAAGCAAGCAAAAUGUGCUUCAAAAGACUUUGUAGAGGAAGUACCCAGAAAAAAGUCAUACACCAUCACACAGGAAAAUACCUCCAGACGACCCCAUUCUCAGGGAGGAAGAAUGACCAGAGUGGUUUAUCCCUCUGUAAAAUCACAACCUACUAUCGGAGGCAAGGCGGAACACUCCAUCAAACCAGCAACAGGCAAGAGUUCCAUCCCAUCCUCUUGCGCAAACCAAGGUCACUAUAACAAAGGUCUGGAACCAGGUGUGAAACAGGGGAAAGCAGACCAAAGUUACUGCAAAAGUCUGGAACUGGGUGUGAUGCGAAGACAAGCAGACACGGGAGCCAAACCUUCUCAAGGGCCUGAGGAAGGGAAACCAAACAGAUUUCUCCUGAAGACUUUCCUCCACAACCUGCUGAAAAAAGCCAGAAAUUAGUUUGAUUAGUGUUCAGUUUAUGUUGUAAACAGAGGAAUUGAUUUUGAACUUUGUUUUGAACUGUCAGCUAACAGACUUCUAGGAUCCCAUAUCUUGGAACUUUUUAUUUGUUAAAAUAUGCCAGAUUAAUAGUGUUAAAGAUUUCUGUUUUAUUUUUUAAAAGCCAAGUAUAUAGCUUGUGAUAAAUCAUUUUAUAUCAUUUUAUAUCCUUCUCUGAAAAUUGUUAACAGUUUAUAUUGAUUUGUAUAAAUUUAUAAUUAUUAUUGGCUGUUUAUUUUAACCACAAGAAGGUACUCUUGUGUUUAUGAAUGCAGAAACAUGCAAACUGAAAUAAAGUUUUAUUUUUCAAUGAUUGUUAAACAUCUUAUAAGGAUUUGUUGAUCAAAUGUGGCUUGGAU
Messenger RNA from Magallana angulata, 2410 nucleotides. RefSeq lists its product as uncharacterized. Lineage: Eukaryota; Metazoa; Mollusca; Bivalvia; Ostreida; Ostreidae. The transcript has 3 exons. Bases 57 to 2012 code for a protein of 651 amino acids. The record is from RefSeq and is a predicted model, not a curated record.